Messenger RNA from Mercurialis annua (annual mercury), 1671 nucleotides. RefSeq lists its product as uncharacterized. The transcript is spliced from 3 exons. The record is from RefSeq and is a predicted model, not a curated record. The coding region runs from base 1 to 1671 and encodes 556 amino acids. Lineage: Eukaryota; Viridiplantae; Streptophyta; Magnoliopsida; Malpighiales; Euphorbiaceae.
AUGGCAACCGAAAUUUUUUUCAUCACUCUCAAACCUUUUCUUGAUGGCUCAAAUUACAAAGUUUGGAAAUAUAUGAUGGAAAAUUAUCUUGAUAUGCAAGGGGUUGAUCUAUGGAGUGUAUUUCUAAGGGGAUGGACACCUCCAUGUGACAAAAAUGGAGCUCUUUUGAAGAGACAAGAUUGGUCUAUAGAGCAAGUCAAGGAGAAUGGCAUGAAUAGAAAAGCCAUUACUACUCUCCUCUCCUCAAUCUCUAGAGAAGAACAAGGUAGAAUUCAACACUUGAAUUGUGCCAAGCAAAUGUGGGAGACUCUUGAGAGCUACUAUGAAGGUACACAACAAGUCAAGAGUAAGAAGCUUGAGUUGCUUCUUGGUGAGUAUGAAGGCUUCAAGGGCUUGCCAAAUGAAGAUGUGGGGAUGAUGACAUCAAGGCUUCUUAAGAUUGUUCAUAGUCUUGAGCAACUUGGGAAAUUCUUCAAGCUAAAUGAAAUCAAUGGUAAAAUCCUAAGAUCCCUUCCUAUUCUUCUAUGGCAACCUAAGACUAUCGCCAUCAUUGAAACUCAUGAUUUAUCCACCUUGAGGACGGAUGAGUUGAUUGGAAAGCUUCUUCUCCAUGAGAUGUCUUACAUCAAGAUUAUUCAAGAAGAAAUGGCAAGGGAGAAGAACAUGGCUUUCAAGGCAUCAACAAGUACUCUUUUAGAAGAGAACAAGAAGGAAAGCAACGAGGAAGAACUCUUGAGGCUCACAAAGAGAGUGAAUGAGCUCAAGAUGAAGGGAAAUGGCAAUCAUGGUAGAUCCUCCUCUUCAAGGAAGAGUUCAAAGGGGGGUUCCAAGACUUUUUGGGAUGGUGAUUCUCAAUCGGAUGGUGAUAGCCACCAUGAUGCCAACUUGUGCCUCAUGUCUUUUGAGGAGGAACCAACACUAGAGGUAAACCCCCAAUCUUUUCUAUCUUGGGAUGCCAAGAUGCUAUUUUUCAAAAAUGAGGCUUCUAAAGCCAAAGAUGAAAUGAUUGUUUUAACAAAAGAAUUUCAUGAGCUUAAAUUGUCAAAUGAAGCUCUCAAGUCAUCUUUAGAAUCUAUCCCUAAGCAAGAUUCACUUUCAAGAUUUCAAAAAGGGAAGGCAACUUUGGAUUCAAUUCUUGUAUCUCAAAGAUGCCCAACCAUAAAAUAUGGACUUGGCUAUAAUCAAAAGGCUUCUAGUUCCAAUGGGACUAAAUUUGUGAAGUCCAUUUUGCCUCAAACUUCUUCUAUAGAAGUUCCUCCUAAAUUGGUCAAACCAAUUGAGGCAAAGAAGGUGCAUGCUCAAGCUCCUAGGCCUAAGCCAUUCUUGGCUCAAAAGGCUAAGAGCAACAAGGGUACAAGACCCUUGAGACAUGGCUAUGCUUCUCAAUAUAGUCAAAAAUGGAACAAGAAGACUAGAAAGAACUCACAUGUUCAUGCAUCUUCAAAUGUCAAUUCUUGUGUACAUGCUUGUGCUUGUUCUUAUGAGACCAUUAGAACCAAGCCACCUCAAAAGCAAUCAAAUGUGAACCAUAGAACUCAAUGUUUUUAUUGCAUGCAAUAUGGUCACAUUAAUGUUCAUUGCUAUGUGAGAAAAGUUCAAUUAAGGCUAAUCCCUUUGAACUAUUCAAGCAUUAACUUUCAAGGACCCAAAGUUGUUUGGGUACCUAAGUGA